Molecule: messenger RNA, 1098 nt
Organism: Ipomoea triloba (trilobed morning glory)
Lineage: Eukaryota; Viridiplantae; Streptophyta; Magnoliopsida; Solanales; Convolvulaceae
Exons: 2
Coding region: 118-906 (262 amino acids)
Source: RefSeq, a predicted model, not a curated record
ACACCAUUUUCACAGAACUCUCUCAUCCCCAAACAAGCCAUAGCAAAACAACAAAAAUUCUUUCCAGAUUCUUUGCCUUUCUUGGGAGAAUAUUCUGUCAGAGUUCUGCAAGAAAAAAUGGAUGAAAUGGCUUCUUUUUGGAGUUAUCAAGAAACAAUGGAUGAGCUGAAGCAGAAGCUUUUGUACAGUACGUAUGAACUGGAAAGGUUUAAGGCGGAAUCGAGCGAGGAGAUGAGGAAGAGCAAAGAAUAUGUGAAGCAACUGGUUGAGCUUCUGAAGGUUGCUUGUAAGGAGAGAGAUGAGGCAAGAGAUCAGCUUCAGAAGCUGCUGGGAACAGCAGCAAGUGUUGUUGUGUUGCCUGCAACGAAGGCGAAUUCGGGCGUCACUGAAUCGAACAGCCUGUCCGAGACGUACAACACUCAGGGCUCGUCCCCCGUUGAAUCCUUCCUCGAUGCAGUUUCGUCUCCCGAGCUCUUGAACAAUAGUACAGUUGAUUCUAGUGCCAUGGUGGAUCAGGCUGCGAUGGCGAUUGAGGGUCUCGCGAAGGGGAAAUGUUUGCCUCAGAAGGGGAAGCUUCUGCAGGCUGUGCUUGAGGCUGGGCCGCUUCUGCAGACCCUGCUCGUGGCAGGGCCGCUCCCCAGGUGGCGCAACCCGCCUCAGCUCAAGGCGUUCCACAUCCCACCUGUUUCCAUCAGGGGCUGCAAUAAUGCUGCUGCUGCUGCUGCUGCAGCUUCAUCAAGAACACUGUCGCAGCUUUGCUUCGAGAUUCCUGGCCCGUCUCCACAAAUGUUGUCAAUGCCUAUGUUGAACUUCGGAUCCUGUCUUGGCAGCCAGAGGUUGAUGUCUGCUGGCUCAAACAUGGCUACCAGUUAUACCCAUCUCGAAAAGCGACAAAGGUUGCUGUGAAGAACUCAAAGCAUUUUUGUACAAAAGACAAUAUUUGGGUGGGGAUGUAAAUGGGAUUAUGGGGUAGAUACAUAGGUUUCAUUUUUAUCUUUCUUUUAACUACCAACUCAAUUCUUCCUUCUAUGACAGUUUCCAUUGCAGCUUUUUAGCCAUUCUUCAGGCAAAUGAAAGUCUAGUUUUUGCAGUUUCUCA